UGCUGCACCUUGAUUUUGCAGAUGGUCCCAUGGCUUAAGGAGCACUUUUCAAACACUGUAUGUAGGAAUGGGUGCAGUAGAUGCAAUAGUCAAGCCAUUGCCAUAAUGACCAGUGUGACUUCACACCAAUUACCUUCAUGCUCCUGUCCCACUCAUUCCAGGAGCCUUAACAGGACCAUCCCACACCCGUGUGCAAGGAGUGCCUCAGGACACUUGAGCUAUUUAAACAUUUGGCUAAUUUUAUGCUUGUUUCCAAGAACCUGUGUAUCAAGUCCUUCAAAACCUAAUUUCUUGCUGAUACUGGCUGAUGAUCUUGGUAUUGGAGAUGUGGGUUGCUACGGCAAUGAUACAAUAAGGACUCCUAACAUUGAUGGCUUGGCAAAGGAAGGAGUGAGACUUAAUCAGCACAUUGCUGCAGCUGCUGUCUGUACUCCAAGCAGAGCUGCUUUCCUGACUGGCAGAUACCCCAUCAGAUCAGGCAUGGCCUCCAGCACUCAACAGCAGGUCCUCUUUUGGAACGGAUGUUCUGGGGGGCUUCCACCAAAUGAAACUACUUUUGCCAGAAUACUGCAGCAGCAAGGUUAUUCUACAGCACUUGUAGGGAAGUGGCAUAUGGGUGUGAACUGCAAAACCCGCCGUGAUCACUGCCACCAUCCUUUAAAUCAUGGCUUUGACUAUUUUUAUGGCAUGCCUUUUACCCUUUUGAAUGAGUGUCAAGGCACAGACGACCCUGAACUGGCCAAGUCUUUGCAAGAUACGUAUUGGCUUUACACACAGAUGAUCACCCUUGCAGUAUUUACUCUUGUGAUUGGAAAACUUGCCAAUUUUUUCCCAGUAAAAUGGAAAAUAAUCAUCUGUCUGGCCAUCUGUGGUCUCCUUCACUUCCUCUCCUGGUUCUCCAGCUAUGGUUUCACCAAGUACUGGAACUGUAUCCUGAUGAGAAACCAUGAUAUCACUGAACAACCUAUGAACCUAAACAGAACUGCUUCUAAUAUGCUGAAAGAGGCAGUUACAUUCAUUAAAAGAAACAAGCAUAGACCAUUUCUUCUCUUCGUUUCCCUUUUACAUGUUCACACCCCUCUCACUACCACAGAGAAGUUUCAAGGAAGAAGCAGGCAUGGCCUAUAUGGAGAUAAUGUAGAGGAGAUGGAUUGGAUGGUGGGAAGGCUUCUGAAUGUUAUUGACAAAGAAAGCUUGCAGAAUACCACAUUAAUUUAUUUUGCAUCUGAUCAUGGAGGAUCCUUAGAGGCUCACAGAAGAAAUUCUCAGUUGGGUGGAUGGAAUGGGAUCUAUAAAGGUGGAAAAGGAAUGGGAGGAUGGGAAGGAGGAAUCCGUGUUCCAGGAAUAUUUAAGUGGUCGGGAGUGUUGCCUGCAGGGACAGUUAUUGAUGAACCUACAAGCCUUAUGGACAUUUUUCCUACAGUAGUUCAUUUAGCUGGAGGGGCAGUGCCUCAGGACAGGGUAAUCGAUGGGCGCACUUUGCUGCCUCUGCUGCGUGGGACAGUUCGACACUCCAGGCACGAGUUCAUGUUUCACUACUGCGGUGUGUUUCUGCACGCAGUGCGGUGGCACCAGAAGGACAGUGGCACCGUGUGGAAAGCUCAUUAUGCUACUCCAGUAUUCCAACCAGAAGCCUCUGGAGCCUGUUUCAGAAGAGGAAUUUGCCCAUGUUUUGGUGAUGGUGUAACCCAUCAUGACCCUCCACUGUUGUUCAAUCUCUCACAAGAUCCGUCUGAGGCAAAUCCUCUGUCAGCUGACACUGAGCCCUUGUUUGACACUGUGAUGAGGAGAAUAAGAAAAGCUGUGGAAGAGCAUCGCAAGACGCUGACUCCAGUCCCACAACAGCUGUCCCCUUACAAUAAUAUAUGGAAGCCAUGGCUGCAGCCAUGCUGUGGGACAUUCCCAUUCUGUUGGUGUCAUGAAGAAAAUAACAAAGCAGAUAGCAUAGUUUAAUACCAAAAUCAAAGUUAGCUUCUUUAAAGAAGUUGACAGUUUUCACAUUUACAUGACAUUUACAUUCAUAGAGAAAUUAGAGAUAUGGGUUAAAUUACACUGGAAUAACUUAAGGAGAUAUUAUUGGGUUUUUUUCUUCAACCUUUUUCCAUACCCACAGAAAUUUAGUAAACCUGUAGUUUAAAAAUUAGGGGUCACCUGUAUAAUCUACCCCUCAAGUGCAUAAUUCUGGAUUAAAUACCCCCAAAAAAAUUCUUUUCUUAGUGAUUUUCAAUUCAAGCAAACGAUAACUGAUAAGAAAGUAAACUUUUCAUUGCAGAUGUUUGUACAGGAAAUAUACUUAUUAAGACAACAGUACUCAGCCCAAAAGGGUAUCCCUAUUCAGGGCUUAUCUUUCAAUGAAAAAAAACCUGUUGCACAAAAAUGAAAUUAUGAUGACAAUGAAAAAAAUAAAUAAAUAAUGAAAAAAACCCCACAUUUUAUUUGGAAACAUACCAAAAUUCGUUUGCCUCUCCGAAAUAAACACCUAAUAAUUUACAGCAA
Molecule: messenger RNA, 2496 nt
Organism: Pipra filicauda (Wire-tailed manakin)
Lineage: Eukaryota; Metazoa; Chordata; Aves; Passeriformes; Pipridae
Product: arylsulfatase H-like
Exons: 10
Coding region: 22-1953 (643 amino acids)
Molecular function (GO): arylsulfatase activity
Source: RefSeq, a predicted model, not a curated record